Sparassis crispa is the source of this 210-nucleotide messenger RNA. RefSeq lists its product as hypothetical. The record is from RefSeq and is a predicted model, not a curated record. The transcript has a single exon. NCBI's taxonomy places the organism in Eukaryota, Fungi, Basidiomycota, Agaricomycetes, Polyporales, Sparassidaceae. Bases 1 to 210 code for a protein of 69 amino acids.
AUGUCGACCAUCCCGAACAUAUACCUUGACUCAGGAGCACAUCUUGUCGGCAAUCCCCAAGAGCUCGAGGCGACCAACUUCCUCGGGCUCUCCAAGGACACGGUCCUCGAUUCCAACACAUGGAAGGCAAAGAAGGCCAUCGACGCCGGUGAGAGCCACCUACAUAUGACUACGACAUUGCGAUCCGCAGUCGCAAUCCUGCGGCGGUAA